AUGCAAAUCCAUUCAACACCUGUUAUAUUUAAUUUACAGCUUCUUGAUGCCUGCAUCAAUAAUUGUGGCCGCAAAUUCCUCCUAGAAGUAGCUAGUCGUGACUUUGAGCAAGAACUGAGAAAACAUUUGACAAGUGCAAGGACUCACCAUAAAGUAUCUGAAAGAUUGAGAGAGAGCCUAAAGAAAUGGGCAGAAGGAGAUUUCAAAGGUGAUCCACAGCUAAGCCUCAUCCCAGCAUUAUACACAAAGCUCAAGCAAGAAGGUUAUGACUUCAAUGUGCAAUCUGAUUCGCCAAAGAAAACCGCUCCUAAGUACAGUAAUGAUCCCAACGUAGUAAAUAAUAAACAAGAGGAAGAUGACAUAGCAAGAGCCAUUCAAUUAUCACUACAAGAAUCUGGUGGGAACAGUAAUACUGGCUCUUCAUCUUCAGCAAAUCGUUCCUCUUCUACUAGUUUAUAUUCAUCAGCUGCUGCUGCCUUAAAUUCAGAUGCUACAGUCACUAGUAAUAGUUCUCUUUCUUCGCCGGCGAAGGAACCACAAAAAGCAAGAGCACUCUAUGACUUUGAGGCUGCUGAAGACAACGAACUUACUUUUAAGGCUGGAGAAAUAGUUAUUGUUCAGGACAGCAGUGACCCCAAUUGGUGGAAAGGGAACAACCAUAGAGGAGAAGGCCUUUUUCCUGCAAACUUCGUUACUCUUGAUAUAAAUGCUGAAUCAGAACAGCCAAGAACAGAUAGUGGGAAAAGAGUAUCGUUUUCUGAAUGUGUGGAGGUCACAGAAGUGGAGGGAGCUGGUAGUGAGGCAUCCAUAGACCCUGCCGAAAUUACUGGUGAAAUUGACGAAGAUAAAAUUGAUCGUCUUCUACAUGUGCUGCACGAGGCUGACCCAACUGGGGAGCGACCUGACCCACCAGAGCUUGCAGUUCUUGAAGAACAAGUAAAUGCUAUGGCUCCUACAAUCGAUGCUGAACUGGAGCAGAUUGACCGUAAACAUGCACAGCUAGCGAGGAUUAGUACAGAUUUAGUGGAUGCAUUAGGUCUUUAUCAUCAGUUGAUGCGUGACAUGCCACCAUCGAUGGGUGGGUAUUAUGCUAUGCCUAAAAAUCCAGUUGGUCCUCCAGGACAGAUGCCAGUUUAUUCACAGUCUCCAACACCAGGAAUCCCACCUCCACAGAUGUAUGCUAGUGGUGGUGGUCAGUUUAUGCCACCUAUGGGACCUCCCCCUGGUGUGAAUAUGGGCCCCUACCCUAAUAUGCCUCCGUCCUCUAUGCCUGGAGGAGCGCCUGUGCCUCCACAGCCUCAGAUGCCACCAAUGUCAGUCCCUAGUCAGUCGCUUCCAGGGCAACCACUGCCUGGUCCACCGGUACAUCCACCACAGCCACCUCUUGGUCAACCAGGUCCUCCCCCACCAGAAUUCCAACAGGGACCACCUCCAAAUAGUCAUGAUGCCGGAGCUAGUCUGAUGCCCAGUUAUGGAUAUCUACCCUCGAAUAGCCAAUAUGGACCACCGCAAGGUAUCCCUCAGCCUAAUGGUCCACCGGAAGGCCAAGCCAAUGGAUUGCCAAACCCAUUUCCUGCAUACUCACAACCACAAACAGUCCAACAGCCACUAUUAUAAAUAAGGGACAACAAACUAGUUAUAUGUGCAGUUAGUCUUGCAUCAUCAAUUAAGAAUGAGGAAAUUCAUCAGAUUUAUGGAAAAGCUUUCCAUCAGUUGUGCCUGUGAAUAUUCUUGUGUCAGUGAUAUUGUUUUUGAACUGAAGGGAAAUUUAUGGACUAAUGACUAAACAUGUAUGGCUAGCAAUAUUUAUAUGAUCCUGUAUAGAUAUAUCACUCAAGGUAUGUUUUAUUAAGUCCUGAAAAAAACAAAAUAUUGAAAAGGUAAAGCCUUUGUUGGCUAUUAUAGAAGUGUUACAAAGUUUAGUGAAGUACUUUGCAUCAAAAGAAAGUGUAAACUUAAACUUAAUCAGAAGUCAGCAUUGACAAUUUGUCCCAGAAUUUUUGAAGUACUGUAUUGUGAUCAUUCAGUAAAAUAAAAGCUUUUGCAAUAGCUGUUUAUGCUUAAGUUUCAUACUUAUGAUUUCACUAUUCUUGUAGUCAUCAAUUCUAGUGGUUAAGUUAAAAAGGGUGAAACUAGAUUUAAGUUAGUUAUUUUUUAUUACCUUUUAUUUGUAGCAGCCCCCUGUUAGGCAAAUGUUGUAGUCAUAUAUAAGAAUUUUAAAAUCUUGUGGCUGUUGCAAGUUACUGUGGUGUUGAGAGUGUGAGUCAUAGCUCUCUUCAGGUCAGGAGAAGGUUGUACUUUAUCAAUUUACUCUUUUUAAUUUCAUAGUAAUUGUUGGGUUUAUGCCUUAUUUGAUCUACUUUUCAUUUCAGGCAAUACUCUUGUUACUGCAUUACAGAAAAAAACAGAUUUGUAAAACAAUUGUUGAUUAUAACUUUAUGAAAAGAAUUAUAAGUAAGUACAUUAUCAGCUUCUGAAUCACAAAUAUGUGGUUGAAGUUAUUGUCAUGUUUACUAGUUUUGUGUCUUCUUGUUAUAAACUCAGUAUAUACCUUUCAGACAUUAAAAGUAUUAAUAAUGAAAAUUGAGCCUUUGAGAAAAAAAAGAAAAGUAUUAUAAAACUCAACAAAAUUGUGGUGACUGCUGCUUAUUCAUUGUUGAGCCUUUUGUAGUCUAUUAUUGUGUCAGUGAAUGCAAUUUCACCAAAAAAUUACCACUAUUAGCUGUUUAAGUUUGUAAGUAGUUCAACUUAUUAGUUGUGUUUACCCACACAAUAAUAAUCAGUGAUGUGCUGCAUACAAGAAAUGUAAAAACCAGUAUUUUAUAGAAAAGUGAUAACCUUCACAUGCAUAUGGAAUACAUAUACUUUUGCUAAUUUUUGUUGCUUUGUAAAUCAAUAGUGCAAUUUUGAAAGUUUAUGGCAUGGCCAAGAAAUUUUUGUAGUUUUACGUUGGAGCAGAUGCUUUGUCAUGAUAUCUCUGUAGUCUUUUUGGGAAAGUUGUAACAUUUACACACUAAUUUUUCUUCACUAUAGUGGUAUUGCAUUUGCAGAAAUAAUGAAAACUCAGAUUUUAAAACCUUGACAUUCAUCAGCAUUCCACACCCAAUUCCCUUCACUUUCCUUGUUCUUCUGUUAUCCAUUUUUAGAGAUUGUUACUAAAGGAAAGUUCCCACUCUCAUAUGCUACUAAAGGAAAGUUCCCACUCUCAUAUGCUUAUAAACGGCAAGAGCAAGGAUAAGAUAGACAAGGUACAGAAUUAAAUGAUGAUUGAGAUCAAUCUUGGCAAGACAGUUUUUAACUUUUAUGUUCACGAAAGGAGCAUUAGACAACCUAAUUUUUAAGAUUAAAUUUGUCAGCUUAUAAAAGGUAAUUAUAAUUCUAAAUGAGCACCCAUUCAUAUAAAAAAGCUAAUAAGACCAUUAACAUGCUGUGCAGUCUUCAGAUGAGCUCUGUGAAAGCCUGGAAGUUAAAAAGUGAAAACUAAUUACGUAUUAAAAAUUAUAAUGAUGGUGAUGAUGAUGAUAAACCACAGACUGAAGUGUCUUGUAUUGGGGCAAUGUGUCGGAAAAGGAGAGAAAUACUAUAUACAAGUAAAGUAUAAAUAAAAUUGAGGAAGAUAAAAGUGUAAACAUAUAUACGUAAAUAAAGAUAUAUAUAUAGUAUAUAUACAUACACACUACAUACAUACACAUAGUACAUACAUACAUAUACGUAUAUCUAUGUUUAAACAGCAUUAAAAGAAUUUUGCUGGUAGUGAUUUCGUCAAUAAGUACUGAAUUACUUCUAGUGAUUCAUGAUCUUCUGACAUGUAUCUAAUGCGCUGAAUAUUCUAGAAUUUUUUUAUUUAGCUCAAAGUUAUCCAGACCAUAUGAUGUAAUAUUUAAGUAAUAUUUCAAAAAAAGAAUCUUUUCUUUUAAUUUAUUUAACUUAGUUCAUAAAAAAUUAUUGAAAGAUAUGCUCCUUUUCACAAUAUUGAGUUUUUGUAAAGACUUCCUCAUUCAUUGUUAUUUGUUUGAGGGCUGUGGAUUAGUAAAUGCCACAAAGAUGGUCAGCUCUUGCUAUCCUUAAUGUGUUUGAAUUAGAAUACUUAUUGUUUAAAACAACCAUAUUAAAAAAAUUACAAAAUUUGUUCAUAGCUGUUAAGGAGAAUGCUGUCGCAUGGAGAAUCAUAUUUUUUGGAAGACUUAUGAAAUUUUUCGUAAAUGACAUUUAGUGACUGUAUUAUCUCAUGUUUAGUAAAAGGGAAUGCCCUUGAUUACAAUUACUUUAGUCUUUGCUCUUCAUAUAUUAGUUGUGUACAAGUUGCCAUUAAUAGUACAGCGUUCAUUUCCAAGGUUAUGUUUUCAUAGUAAUUUUUAUGAUGUGGGGCGUCCAUGCAAACUGUAAAGGCUACACUCUUCAGGUCAUUCUAAUCCAGGCUUUGGAGUUAAAACUUGACGCUAUCAGUGACAUGACCAUCAGUGACCAUAAUAGAUACCUUUACAUGGCUGCUAAGCAUUUUUGGUAAUACUGUACAUAAUAUGCUUUCCAUCUGUGGUUUGAAGGAACUGCUUAUGUUCAUUAGUGUUAUACAAAUUGAAGAAUUUGCUGAGUUACUUGGGAGUGCAUGUAUGAUUGUAUUUGCAGUGUUAUGUUUUGCAUGGUAUAAUCUCUCCUGUCUUUUUAGUGCUGAUUUUUUUUUUUCUGUGAAUGUUCACUGGGAAAUUAUUACUUUUAGUGAUAUCUCUUACCUUCAUUUGUAGUUUAUGUUCAUAUGUACUUGUUAUUAUAUGUAAAAUAUAUUAAUUAUUUCACAUAUCUAUAUCCUUCAUCUAUGCAAUGUGCAAUCUUCAUAUUUUUUCCCAUACAGUGUUUGGAAGGGUGCAAAUCAUGUGUCUGAUGUUGGUGUAGUUUUACAUGGUCUCCAUUUUUUAACAACAACGAAUAUUAAUUUUUAUGCAUAAGUCAGUCACAAUUUGACAGUAAUUUGACAUCCUUUUUCUGGAGAGGUUUGUGUCUAGUGUGUAUACACUUGUAUGUGAGUGUUCAUUUACUUGUGAAUGUAAUGUAAUGAGGAUGAUAAUAUGCAGCAUAGUUUCAUCCAUUGAUAACGUUUGCACAUGGAAGUAUUGCUGUGUUGUUUGUGUGUAUAUGUAUGUAUGUACAUACACCACAGCAGAAUAAUGGCCUUUAACGUCUGUGGCAGCUGUAGAAUUCAAAACCAAAAGAGGAGUCAUCAGAGGGCUACAGCAUGUGCAUUUUGUAAAUAUACUAGGUGUUAUAUUUAUUUAUUAUUAUGUAUAUAUAGAUUGUAUAGGAACAAGUGACUUGUAUUUCUAGUGAUAUUUCUGGUUCCCUGUUUUUUGUUGUUAAAAGCAAAUAUGAUUUAUGUUAAUUCCCACCAGAAUAUGUAUUAUGCGUUUUGAAGUACUAUGAUUUCACCUGUGUAACAUGUCACCCAUCAGUAGGCUGUAAUGUACCAUAUUCUAAUAUUGCAGUUUUAAGAUUCCCAUUGAUUCAUGAGUCCCCUUUAUUCAUUCAUAUCAUUCCUCAAAUAUUAUUAUUAAUCCUUAAAUCUUUAUAUAUUUUAUCAGCAAUUAGAGUAUAAAGUUAUAAAAUACUGUAUUUCAUGAAAAACUAUUUCUGGAGUCUUUGCAUUAUAGAUCUUUUGAAUAAAUCUGUUCUUUGAAAAGUGGCAGUAUGAAAUCUGUAAUUGAUAGAUUUAUUUGCCAGUAAAUAAAGGUAUUUACAUUU
This is a messenger RNA of Macrobrachium nipponense, 5733 nucleotides long. It is a transcript of the gene Stam, whose product is annotated as signal transducing adapter molecule 1-like. The transcript has 9 exons. Gene Ontology annotation, biological process: protein transport to vacuole involved in ubiquitin-dependent protein catabolic process via the multivesicular body sorting pathway. Lineage: Eukaryota; Metazoa; Arthropoda; Malacostraca; Decapoda; Palaemonidae. The record is from RefSeq and is a predicted model, not a curated record. The coding region runs from base 1 to 1617 and encodes 538 amino acids. Gene Ontology annotation, molecular function: ubiquitin binding; phosphatidylinositol binding. Gene Ontology annotation, cellular component: ESCRT-0 complex.